GGUUUAGUUUCCCCAAACACGCCUUCCCUCCCCUUAUUUGACUCUCGCGCUGACGCUUGCGUUACGUUUCAGGAAAUAAAAGUAAACAACGGAUUCCAGAAGGAAAAUGAUAUUUACUCGUCCACGUUCGUGCCGUCUCUUUGAUUUUUCAUCCUCCUUAUUAAUUAUUUAUGAAGGCAUUACAUUUCGAGAAGACAGGCCUAGUUAAAUACAAACUGGAAGCUGGUGAAACUCCCGCAGAGCUCAGAGAAAGCGGAUGCGGCAGCCGCUAAGGAGAGCUAGCUCGACAUGGCAUUUUUCUGUUUGAGUUUGUUUACAGCAGGGGAUGCUCUCACGACAAUGACUUAAACACAACUCGUCGACAUUAGAUUUAGCAAUGUUAGCCAUCAGAUCUUCAGACGAGGAGUCCGCUGAGAUUGAGGAGAUGGACACCUCAGAGCCAAACUGGUGCUGGUUCUACUUGGCCGAAUGUGGAGUGUGGCACAUGUUCGAGAUCGAUCCCAGCGCAGCCUGCUCAGUGACCAGCGCUCAGAUUGAGCAGUGCUACAACAGGAACCAGCGAGGGGUCAUGGAGUUCUACACAGCCAAAUACACCUACAGACUGGACUUCUCGGUUAUGCGACAGAUUAACGUGACAACAGGAAAACAGAGGCCAAUCAAACGCUCCCUGCACUGUGCCACUGGCUUCCGGUUUAUUUGUGACAAUCUGGCUUUGCCUGUGCCAUGUCAUUGGGAGAGAAUCAAUACAGACGAGCCCUAUCAGCUUAUCCAGCUCGGCAGAGACACAUACGAGUUCAAAGAAGUCGCCAGGCUGUACGAUAGGACCAUGGAUCAUCCAAUAAAAGCCAUCCAGAGGAUCCAGAACUUGGACUUGUGGGAGUUCUUCUGCAGGAAGAAAACGCAGUUGCGAAAAGUCAAGCGAACUCUGGAUAUCGAAGAGCGAAUGCUGUUCCAUGGAACAGGACACAGCAACAUACAAGCUAUUUGUACGUUUAACUUUGACUGGCGUCUGACAGGGAGUCAUGGCGAUGUUUAUGGCAAAGGGAGCUACUUCGCCCGCGACGCCAAAUAUUCCAGUAAAUUCUGCCACACGACCGGGAAACACAACACCACCUUGCAGAGGCACGGACUCGCUCCGCCUAUAUUUGCCAACGAGCCGCCCUAUAAAACCAUGUUCCUCGCCAGAGUGCUCGUCGGCGAAUACACGGUCGGUCAUCCCAUGUACUGCAGGCCGCCCUCCAAGGACGCCAGCUUUACCAACUUCUACGACAGCUGCGUGGACGAUAUGGCCAACCCAAAGAUAUACGUUAUAUUUGACAGCAAUCAGAUCUACCCAGAGUAUCUGAUCGAGUUCUACUGAUGAGGAAAGAGUUGACGAACAGAUUCGAUUUGUGGAAAUGGGAGAGAAAAAAACAAAAACAAAAACAAAAAACAAAAAACGUCACUUCCAGUGAGUAACUGGAGUAUUGGAUUUUUUUUUAUUUUAUUUUAAAGUGCCUUUGGAAAAUGUUUAAAAAGUCGGAAAACAAUGGUGGCAUUCUGCACACUUUGCUCAAAAGUUAAAAGUACUGACAUGUGUGCAGUGUUUUGUACUAUACGUCACUUUGCUUGUCACACAGUCUGCGUAGAGUGGCUUCAGUUUGGAGAUUUAAGGCAGUGUUCCAACUCUGACCCCUCGUCUUAUUUUUAAUCCACAGUGCCAUACAUAUGCCUCUUUAUAAUACCAAAAAUACGAUGUGGUCUCAUAUGUUAGUUUGUUACAACGAAGGACUGCGAGUGCCUGCAUUCGUUAGCAGUAGUUUACAUACAAUCCUGUUGGCAUUAAUUUCAUGACCGUGUGUGGCGAUUAUGAUGAUUUCUGAUGAUUCUCUUUCUAGGGAAAGAGUGAUUAUACAACAUACCACUACAAGGAAUUUAGUGAGCAAAAGAUUUUUAAUUUUUCCCCAAUUGGCGGCUCAAAAUGAUAAACACAGACUUUGGACAACUACCAUUAUUAAGUUGUAGUUUGAUGGGAGUUUGGCUCAUCGCCUGACUGUGUCCAAAAUUCAGCCAUUUACCCCAAACCUCCAUUAAGAGAACAUUGGUUAGGGUGUUGCAACUCUCUAAAGACCGUUAAGCCAAAAAUGGAAGUAGUAUUUUUGAGCUUUUAGGUAUAAUUUUACCCUUCACUAAAAAAAAAAAACACACUCACAAUUUAUUCACAUGGAUUCGUCUGAUCAAAAUCCAUUGAAGUUGUGUGUUGCACAAACUUUACAUUAGCUGUUCCGAUCGCAUAAUUAAGCAAACGGUUGACGUUCAGGCCGUCGAUAAGUGUAUGUAAACUUCUGACUGGUAAUGCAGCAGUGGUCCUUCAAGGACAUUCCUGGCAACACUUCCCCUAAAACCUUUAGCGCACCAUGAGUCACCAUGGCAUAACAUCCAAAGCAACACUCUUACUGUCGCCGUUAUUAUUUAAGCGUGACCUUUUGACGAGUUGUUCUCAUAAUAAGCUUCUACCUCUGUGUUAUUUAAACCAUGCAUCAGUGCACUUUUUACCCUUUCUGUGAAAGGUUUUACUCCUGACUGUGUCACCGCGACACAAACUUGUGAUGGAUAUGUUCGUCCGUAGCUCCCAAGUGUGUCUUUAGAGGUUUUGACGACUGAACUUGCGUUUUUAUUUUGUUACUAAGGGUCUGCGGCUUAGUUCGUGUCCGUCGGAAACCAGGUGAGCGUCACAUUAGAAAUGCAGUCCUAUAAGUGUGAGAACAUCACCAGCUGUACCUGAGGACAAAAAAAACGAGUCACCUUUGCACCUAGAGUACAUUUAACCCGUUACAAAGCAUAACGUGCUUCGUCAAAGUAUCUGUACGCCUUAAACUUUUCCCCAUUUGCCACAUUAUAACGAUGUAAUGUGUUUUAUUGGGAUUUUAUCUGAUGAGACAGAUUGUCAAAAUUUAA
This is a messenger RNA of Poecilia latipinna (sailfin molly), 2937 nucleotides long. RefSeq names its product poly [ADP-ribose] polymerase 11. The record is from RefSeq and is a predicted model, not a curated record. Gene Ontology annotation, molecular function: NAD+ poly-ADP-ribosyltransferase activity. Gene Ontology annotation, cellular component: nucleus. The transcript has 8 exons. Lineage: Eukaryota; Metazoa; Chordata; Actinopteri; Cyprinodontiformes; Poeciliidae. The coding region runs from base 377 to 1360 and encodes 327 amino acids.